Molecule: messenger RNA, 2004 nt
Organism: Didymodactylos carnosus
Lineage: Eukaryota; Metazoa; Rotifera; Eurotatoria; Philodinida; Philodinidae
Source: the annotation of a GenBank genome assembly
AUGCCUCCGACAAAUACAUUAGUAAAAGCUGCUGAUGAACAUGAAACCGUUGUAACAUUUGAAAAAAAAAAUGUUAAUACUGUAAAUGUACCAAGUGUUAAACAUCCACUUGAACCAUUGACUAUUGAUGAGAUAAAGUUAGCUGUUGAUAUAUUAAAAAAACAUACAAAUGUAACGUCGACAACGCGUUUUGUUUCUAUUCAAUUAAAAGAACCACAAAAACAAUUUGUCCAUGAUUUUAAAGGCCAUGGUGAAUCGACAAUAAUUCAUCGUCAAGCAUGUGCCGUAUUAUUUGAUAAUAAAAUAAAUUCAUGCUAUGAGGCAAUAUUAUCAUUAACCGAUGAAGAAAUUUUAGCAUUUGAACAUAUACCUGGUGUUCAACCAACAAUGACUGUAGAUGAACAAGUUGAAUGUGAACAAGCCGUACUACGCUCAGAAGAAUUUCACCAACUGGUUAAAAAACAUUAUGGUAUUGAUGAUAUGUCAUUGAUUAUGUGCGAUAUCUGGUCAGCAGGUUAUUAUGGCGAAGAAGAAGAACGUACAAAACGAUUAGCAAGACCUCUAUGCUUUGUACGAUCCGAUCCAACUGAUAAUGGUUAUACACGUCCAAUUGAAGGUUUAAGACCGGUAGUUGAUUUAAAUGAAAUGAAAGUAAUUCGUGUCGAAGAAUAUAAGCAUUACCCAUUGCCUCAUGUCACAUGUAACUAUGAUGGUGAUCGUGUAGCAAAUAUAAGAAAAGAUAUUCUCCCACUAGAAAUUAUUCAACCACAAGGUCCAAGUUUUCAAGUUGACGGAAAUCAAAUUACAUGGCAAAAGUGGCAAUUUGUUAUUGGUUUUAGUAUGCGUGAAGCACUUACAUUACAUCAUGUACGAUAUGAAAAUCGUUCAAUUCUUUAUCGUGCAUCAUUAACAGAAAUGGUUGUGCCCUAUGCCGAUCCAUCACCUCAGCAAGCACGUAAAAAUGCAUUUGAUGUUGGAGAAUAUGGCCUAGGUUGUUGCACAAAUAGUCUGGAAUUAGGCUGUGAUUGUUUGGGUCAAAUUAAAUAUUUUGAUGCGAAUUUAUGUACCAGUCGUGGUGAACCAUUUUUAAUCAAAAAUGCUGUAUGUUUGCAUGAAGAAGAUGCCGGUGUAUUAUGGAAACAUACUGAUAGACGUUUAUGUAUACCAGAAGUAAGACGAUCUCGACGUUUAGUUAUAUCAUCAAUAGCCACAGUUGAAAAUUAUGAAUAUGCAUUCUAUUGGUAUUUAUAUCAAGAUGGAAAUAUACAAUUUGAAGUUAAAAUGACUGGUAUCCUGUCAUUGGGUGCUCUACCACCAGGAGAAAAAUCACCGUAUGGUACCUUGGUUGCACAGCAACUCUACGCUCCAUACCAUCAACAUUUUUUUAAUGUUCGACUCGAUUUGGCUAUUGACGGUGUGAAUAAUACUGCUUAUCAACUGGACGUUAUGGCAGACGAAGAUGGACCAAAUAAUCCAUUUCAUAAUGCAUUUCAAGUUAAGAAGACCCGUUUAGAGCAUGAAAAACAAGCCCGUGCAAACUUAAAUUUAGAAACAGCCAGAACAUGGAAAAUUGUUAAUGAAAAUGUUUUAAACAGUUUAGGUGAACCGGUCGGUUAUCGAUUUAUGCCCGGAGAUAAUUGUGUACCAUUUGCACCACGCACAGCAUGGUGGAGAAAACGUGCAGCAUUUGUUAACAAUCAUGUUUGGAUAACACCAUAUCGUGAUAAUGAACGAUUUGCUGGUGGCGUGUAUCCAAAUCAAAGUCAAGGUGAUAAAGACACUCUUUGGCAUUGGACAGAAAAUGAUCGUUCAAUUGAUAAUCAAGAUAUUGUUUUAUGGUACACAUUUGGUCAUACGCAUAUACCAAGACCAGAAGAUUAUCCAGUAAUGCCGGUUGCAUGUGUUGGUUUUAUGUUAAAACCAAAUGGGUUUUUUGAAUUAAAUCCAGCAAAUGAUUUACCACGCGCACCGAAAAAAGAUGAGAAAGACAGUUGUUGCCAAUAA